Messenger RNA from Salvia hispanica, 1176 nucleotides. RefSeq names its product F-box/kelch-repeat protein At3g23880-like. The record is from RefSeq and is a predicted model, not a curated record. Gene Ontology annotation, molecular function: protein binding. Lineage: Eukaryota; Viridiplantae; Streptophyta; Magnoliopsida; Lamiales; Lamiaceae.
AUGGAGCGCAAUUUCUUCACAAAUCUGCCAUCUGAAAUCACCACCGACAUCCUCUCACGCCUCCCUCUCCGAAGCAUUGCAUUGAGCAAGUGUGUUUGCAAAUCAUGGCUCAAUCUGCUCGAUUUCGACGAUUUCAAAUUCAAAACCCCACCCGCCCUAGCUCUCUUGCAGCAGACAAACUCAACUCGGUGCUCGAUUUUCGAAUUUGAAGACGAAGACGGAGCCGAUCUAGAGAUCCAUGAUCUUCACUACAUUCCGCUCACACAUUUCGAAAUUAGAGACGAAAAUUCAGAAAUACUGGUAGGUAUGGCUGCAAAUGGAUUGCUUUUUAUACACUCACAGGGAGGGUUUCCUCAAAUUCCUCUUUUUAUAUGCAAUCCGAUCACUCGUCAAUAUAUCGAGCUCUGGUGCCCUGAGGAAUACAUUGUAGAUGAUGACGAUGAUGAUGAUGAUGAUGUACAUAUUAUGCUUAGUUAUGGAUUUGGAAUGAGCAAAAUUAGCGGGCAAUAUAAGGUGCUCUGUAAUUAUAUAGACGCGAGUUCCGACUCUUAUCGUCAUGUAUACACCCUUGGAACAGGAACAUGGAGGCUUGUUGAGGCUGGCGCUGUUUCUGGUCUCGGAACCUGUUCACCUGGAUACUUUGUUUUUAACGGCAUCCUCCAUUGGGUAGGAGGAGAAGAUGAUUUGGCUCAUACCUUAUGGGUUUGUGGUUUUGAUCUUGAAAACGAAUGUUUUGACAUCUUCUCUCCUCCUCCUCCUCCGUCUGUAGAUGGACGUGGCAGUCAAACCAGGGAGUUGUCUACUUUGAUGGACUGCCUUUGUUAUUCGUACACAUGGGAAGAUGAUAUUGUCAUCUGGUUGAUGAAGGAGUACCAGGUCGAGGAAUCUUGGACCAAUCUGUACAAGAUAAGUAGAAAUGGUUUUGAUUUGGAUUGGGAUUUUGCAUCUGAUUGGAAAUAUAUGGGUGUUAAACCAAUUAGACUUUUUAAAGAUGGUGACGUUUUGAUGCUGCUGGACCAAAAGAAACUCAUCUACUACUCCAACAAGACAAAAACUAUUCAACAAGUAGGUAUGUUAAAUGAUGCAACUGCGCAGAAUUACGUUAGUGCCAUGAUUUUCACUCCAAGCCUUUUCUCCUUCAAGAAUUUCGUAUUCGAGAAUGUGAUCUCGUUUUAG